GAUGAAGCUGCUCUUCUCCCCGCAGCAGAGGAAAGUCGGAGGCUCGUGUGUCAACAUCCAGUGUUUCCCCCGGGAGACGUAACGUUAACGCUAUUCUUAAAAAAACCUGACGUCCCUUUGAGGAGCUGCUUUCUUAUUCUCCUCUACAGCCGCGUCUUCAUCCUCGCAGGCCGCGGUGCUUGGCAGCGUUGAGACCCGAAGAAGAAGGCGCUCGGCCCCCGCUGCUUUGACGUUAGCUAACGUUAUUGUAAACGAUGACUGGGUACAAAGUGCGAACGGCGUCUCCGAUCAUCUAGUAUUAUCUGGGGACCUGUUAGCUUAGCCGGCUAGCCUGGUUGUUUCGAUCCGAUCGAAGGAGACGAGGCGACGCACACUGCUGACAUGAUGUUUCCUCAAUCGAGGCACUCGGCGUCCUCUCAGUCCGGUCAACCUCUCAAGUUCACCACUUCUGACUCCUGUGACCGCAUCAAGGAUGAGUUCCAGUUCCUGCAAGCACAAUACCACAGUUUGAAGUUGGAGUGUGAUAAACUGGCCUCUGAAAAGUCUGAGAUGCAGCGUCAUUAUAUCAUGUACUAUGAAAUGUCCUACGGGUUGAACAUUGAAAUGCACAAACAGGCUGAAAUAGUGAAGAGACUGAACGGGAUCUGUGCUCAGGUGCUGCCUUACCUGUCACAGGAGCAUCAGCAGCAGGUGAUGGGCGCCAUAGAGAGAGCAAAGCAGGUCACACCUCCAGAGAUGAACUCUAUCAUACGGCAUCAGCUUCAGGUGCAACACCUGCCCCAGCUCCAGGGCCUGGCCCUGCCUGUGAACCCGCUCCCCAUGGGCCUCACCCCUCCCUCCCUGCCCGCCGUCUCCUCCAGCUCCGGCCUGCUCUCCCUCUCGUCCAUCCUGGCCAACUACUCCCACGGCCAGGCUCAGGUGGUGAAGGAGGACAAAGCCAGGGAAGCGGCAGAGAGAGCACCCAGAGGAGACGACGGGGAUAAGUCAGACUAGUGUCGACACAGUGAGGAGGUUUGGAGAGGGAGGAGGGGUGUUGAGAAAAGAAAGGUGAAACUGUAACUGUAAAUGGAGAUUGAUGUAAGUCUGGCUGCCUGUCUUGAGUGUUGAUGAAACCGCAGGGAUGAUGACGAGCAGAAAAGACGGCGUUGAAGCUUUUGGAUGUGUUAGAGAUUGAAACUGCUGAAUGGUUGAGAGCGUGAGUUCUUCUUUAGUGGUAAUGGACUCAGUUCAGGCUUCUAGACUUAGAAUAAAUGCUUUUUCUUUUGUGUAAGCCACUGUUGUUAGGCUUAACCAAGAUAAAUGUUUUCCCAUCUGGAGAAAGAGCUGCGGCUGAAAGCUAACAGCAGUCUCCCACACAUGGAUCUGCCUCUCACAGGUUUAUUUUCUUCUUGUUGUUAUCAGAUCUGUAUUCAAUGUUUUUUUUUUUUCUUUAAGUCCCUCAGAUUGUGUCGUACUGGCUCCUGUCUGCCAGUCACUGUAAGGAGUUUUAACAUCUCAGCUCCCUGUAACUCCUUUUUCCUCAUUGCAUGACGUACAAUAGCUCAAUUUCACCUUUCUCCAAAAAUGUUUGGACCAUAGACUGGAAAUAAAAAAAUGGACGACA
Molecule: messenger RNA, 1603 nt
Organism: Pleuronectes platessa (European plaice)
Lineage: Eukaryota; Metazoa; Chordata; Actinopteri; Pleuronectiformes; Pleuronectidae
Product: TLE family member 5
Exons: 7
Coding region: 382-993 (203 amino acids)
Biological process (GO): negative regulation of canonical Wnt signaling pathway; regulation of DNA-templated transcription
Cellular component (GO): nucleus; transcription regulator complex
Molecular function (GO): transcription corepressor activity; protein binding
Source: RefSeq, a predicted model, not a curated record